CACACACACACACACACACACACACACACACUUCAUUCCCAUGGCAGUGUGUGGGUUUGGAUAAGCAGCAUCCUUCCCUGUAAAGAUGCGAAAGGAGAGAGACCACUGAAAACCCUGCAGCUUUGUUACCACCUCACAUACGCAGAGCGUCUGCUGGAUGCCGGGGCGACUGCUUUAGGGGAUACAGGACCAUGAGAGGAAGAUGCCUCGAGACAGUCUGAUCACCUCUGAGAAUGACAUUGACAUUGGACUGGAGUUGGAAGGUGACGAGGAUGAAGUUUCCACUUUUCAAGAGGAGCAUGAGAGAGAAAGACACAGAGGGAAAAGAAGGGAUGGUGAUAGAGAGAAAAAGAAGAGGAGAAAGCGAGCAUCUAGAGCAGGAGAAGGUGAGGAAGAAAUACAGGCCAGGCCUGAGAAAAGAGAAAGGGGCAGGAGGAAGAGAGCGAGGAGUGAUCAAGAAGCAAAAGGAAGAGAGGCGGACGAGGAGGAGAAGCCCAAAAUAAAAAGCCGUAAGGGUUCAAAAACAAGGAAGAAUAUAAAAAAUGAGAAAACAAGAAAAAUGGAGGAGGAGGUGGAGGAGGGAGAAGCUGAAGAAAGACAUGCCAAGGGAAAAAAGAAACAUGGAAGUGCCAAAAAAGAAGAGAGACAAGAGGAUGGAGGUAAACGCUCAGCGAAGGAGAAAGAACGGGAAGUGAAGAAGAAGAAGCACAAGAAAGUAGUUGAAACGAGUUCAGAGCCGGAGGCAAGCGAGGAAGAUGAUAAUGAAGAAGAGGACAAUGAAGAGCAAGAGGUGAGGCCAGAGUCUCUGACACCGGAGGAGCUGGAGAAGCUGAAGGAGGCUGUGGACGAGAGAAAGAAACUGAUCCAGGGUCUGAGGGGGAAACCCUGGCCUAUGAAAAAGCAGCUUGUGACUUUACGGGAGUCUCAGGAGUUUGUGGAGAAAUAUGAGGGAGCUUUGGGAAAAGGCAAAGGAAGGAAGCUCUACGCGUACAAGGUCAUGAUGACCAAGAAAUGGAUGAAGUUUCAACGGGACUUUGAAAACUUCAAAACUGCCUGUAUUCCAUGGGAGAUGAAAAUCAAGGAGAUUGAGAGUCACUUUGGCUCCUCAGUUGCCUCUUACUUUAUCUUCCUGAGGUGGAUGUAUGGCAUCAACAUGAUCUUGUUUUGUCUGACCUUUGGCCUGGUUAUGGUGCCAGAGGCAUUAAUGGGGCGGCCCUAUGGCACCAUCCCAAGGAAGACUGUCCCCAGGGCCGAGGCGACCAGUGCCAUGGACUUUGCUGUCUUAUGGGACUUUGGAGGUUACGCUCAGUAUUCAGUCCUCUUCUACGGUUACUACAACAACCAGCGUGCCAUUGGCUGGCUUAAGUUCCGCAUGCCUCUGUCAUACUUCCUGGUUGGUGUGGGAACAGUGGCCUAUAGCUAUAUGGUGGUUAUAAGAACGAUGGCCCGUAAUGCGAAUGAGACCGGGGUCGGAGAUGACAACAGCUUCAAUUUCAGCUGGAAGAUGUUCACCAGCUGGGACUACCUGAUAGGAAACCCUGAAACUGCAGACAACAAGUUUGCCUCCAUCACCACCAGUUUCAAGGAGGCCAUCUUAGAGGAGCAGGAGAGCCGGAAGGAUGACAACAUCCAUCUGACUCGUUUUCUGCGAGUGCUGGCCAACUUCCUGGUCUUGUGCUGCCUGGCAGGAAGUGGAUACCUCAUCUACUUUGUAGUGCGUCGCUCUCAGAAGUUUGCCCUUGAUGGACUGGAGAAUCACACCUGGUGGGAAAGGAACGAGGUGAACAUGGUCAUGUCACUACUGGGGAUGUUCUGCCCCAUGCUGUUUGACGUCAUCAGCGCCCUGGAGAACUACCACCCUCGUGUCGCCCUGCAGUGGCAGCUGGGUCGCAUCUUUGCCCUCUUCCUGGGAAACCUCUACACCUUCAUCAUUGCACUCAUGGAUGAGAUCAACCUCAAAAGGGAAGAGGAAAAGAUAAUAAAGUUUAAUAUAACCACGUGGGAAGCCAGUCUGUUAAAUGUUACGGUAUCAGAGAACAGCACGGCUCCACCUGUCACCAUCCAGCCUGCUGAUGUACCCAGAGGGCCCUGCUGGGAGACCAUGGUGGGCCAGGAGUUUGUCCGGCUGAUCAUAUCUGAUACCAUGACAACCUACAUCACGCUGCUGAUCGGGGACUUCCUGAGAGCCGUGCUCGUUCGUUUUCUCAACUACUGCUGGUGUUGGGACCUCGAGGCCGGAUUUCCGUCCUACUCUGAGUUUGACGUCAGUGGGAACGUUCUGGGCCUGAUCUUCAAUCAAGGAAUGAUAUGGAUGGGUGCCUUCUACGCCCCCUGCCUGCCUGCCCUGAACGUCCUCCGGCUCCACGUCUCCAUGUACCUGCAGUGCUGGGCCGUGAUGUGCUGCAACGUGCCUCAGGAAAGGGUCUUCAAGGCCUCUGGCUCCAACAACUUCUACAUGGCCAUGUUGCUGGUUAUCCUCUUCCUGUCCACUCUGCCUGCCAUCUACACCAUCGUCACCAUCCCCCCUUCCUUUGACUGUGGACCCUUCAGUGGGAAAAAACGUAUGUUUGAUGUGAUCCAGGAGACUCUGGAGUCAGACUUCCCUGCCUGGUUUAGCAAAGUGUUCAGCUAUGCGUCUAACCCUGGACUGGUGCUACCCUUCAUACUGCUUAUGGUACUGGCCAUUUAUUACCUGCAAUCCACAUCUAAAAGCUACAAAGAAGCUAAUGUGGAACUGAAGAAAAAACUACAGACGCAAAAUGAGGAGAACAAAAAGAAGAACAAACUAGCAGCGCUGAAGGCACAAAUGGAUCUAGAGGAGGCCAGAAAAGCUCCGUCACAGACUGCAGAGCAACAAAAGAACAACAACGCUUCAUUACAAGACCAAGAGGAUGAGGAAGAUGACCAUGGUGUUAGUCAGAGGCUGCAUCAUGGUAAGAAUGAACGCAACCCUCCUCCUCCAGUUCCAGCCACCAGAGCCCCUGUCCCCAGGACCUAUCACCAUGGUAACCAUGGGGCUCCUGGGUACCUGCCCGGUUUCCCUCGUGAACCCAGGAUGCACAGGGUGCCGAGCCUGCAGAGACACUGAGGGACGGAAAAACAACAAGUUGGCAAAUGUCACUCAAAAGCAAUUAAGCACUUUAUUGAGAAGUUCAAGUAAUGGGAAGUUAGUUAGUUAGUUAGUUAGUUAGUUAGUGCGCAUUUUCUCCUGAAUAAAAGUGUUUUUUAAAACUGUGUAUUCAUGAUAAAAAAGAAGCUGAAAGCAUUUCAAAUUAGUAGUUGUUUCUUUGUUUACCAAAUAAACAUUAACACUCUG
This is a messenger RNA of Sebastes umbrosus (honeycomb rockfish), 3316 nucleotides long. RefSeq names its product transmembrane channel-like 1 (gene tmc1). NCBI's taxonomy places the organism in Eukaryota, Metazoa, Chordata, Actinopteri, Perciformes, Sebastidae. Gene Ontology annotation, biological process: vestibular reflex; detection of mechanical stimulus involved in sensory perception of sound. Bases 203 to 3088 code for a protein of 961 amino acids. The record is from RefSeq and is a predicted model, not a curated record. Gene Ontology annotation, molecular function: mechanosensitive monoatomic ion channel activity. The transcript has 20 exons. Gene Ontology annotation, cellular component: plasma membrane.